AUGUAUCAAUUAUCAAACAAUCAAUCAAUCGCACUCCCUUCAAGACCUUGUCGACAGUUAUGCGAGAAUAGGAAUUCAGCGUGUCUUGCAAGUUACUUGGAUUGCUCUUCCAACGAUCAAUAUCCAGUGGAUUCUACUACUUAUCAUGUACAAUCAACCAAUGAUAAUAUUACAAUUCAAUGUAAUUCAUUUGGUUAUCAAGAUGGAUUAUGUCCUGAUCCUUUGAUAUAUGUUACAGAUCAGAUGUCCAAAUCAACAUAUUAUUACAUGGUAGUUGAUAAAUGUGCAUUGCCAUGUCCCUACUUCCUUUGGAAAGAUCAAAAAACAUUAUACCGAGUUCAAACAAUACUCAACUCAUUCAAUCUCGUACCCUCGGUCCUACUCCUCAUAAUCUUUGGAUUCCUUCCAAGAGUAAUCACCAUCAAAAUGGAGAUCAUCUUCUCAUUUGCCCUUUCAUCAAUCUUUGUAACAAUAUCAUACCUCAUCUCCCCAUCUCAAGAGAUGUAUUGUAGUGGUGACAAGGGAUGGAUGGUACAGAAGGAUGCGCUAUGUGGAAUUAAUGGAGCAUUCUUUUUGUUUGGAGCACUUGGUAUGAUAUUCUGGUGGACUUACAUGUGUUAUGAUUUCUAUAUAUCGAUCAAAGGUGUAAAGAAACAAUGGCCAUUCAAAUACUAUAGAAUUAUAAUAUGGUCAUCAGCACUUAUAUUAAUUGCACUGCCAUUGGCGGCCAACCAAAUGAUAUCAUCACCAAAGACCAUUGGAUGCUACAUUGACAAGACUGCAAUAUGGCCAAUAUUGACAUUCCAUUUGCCAUCAUCAAUAUGUGUAUUCUUCAUAUUCUAUGCAACUAUAUAUUCAACUUAUAAGGUCUACAAAAUAUACAAGAUUGUAGAGUCAAAGAAGAUGUUGUAUUAUAAUGUCAAACAAGUUGUGAUCAUGAUGGUACUAUUAUUCAACUUUAUAUUUGUAGAGUUGUAUGGAUUGGUGGCGUUUGCAACUAAGGGCGCAGACCAAGCUACAAUGGAUGAUUGGAUAAAAUGUCUGGCAAUCAAUGGAAAGGAUAGUUGUCAGCUUGAAAUGCCAAACUUUAUCCUGAGACUACUGAUCUCAAUUGCAAUUCAAAGUAAUGGAUUAGUUGGAUUCUUUGCAUAUGGUUUAGAUGCCAGUAACAUCACAAUCAUCAAAGAGUCAAGACUAUAUUCAUUCUUUUCCAACUUUUCAAAGUUCCUACCAUUAUCAUCAACAUCAUCAACUUCCAGUGGUAGUGGCAGUGGUGGCAAUGGAAGUGGUAGUGGCAGUGGCAGUGGUAGCGGCAGUGGCAGUGGAGGUGGUAGUGGAAGUGGAGUUAGACCAGUAUCAUCAAGACCAAAGAGUAGUUAUGGUAGUCCUAUUAGUAAUCAUCGUGGUGAUAGACCUUCAUCAUCAAGAUUGAAUAUCAUUGACAACAACUUUGGUGUACCAACGAGCAUCUACAACGACUACGACAACAACAACAACACGGACAUUGAGAUGAUGUCACAAGAAGUCAGUCCUACUACUACUACUACCAGUAUUAUAACGAACGAA
This is a messenger RNA of Acytostelium subglobosum LB1, 1566 nucleotides long. RefSeq lists its product as hypothetical. NCBI's taxonomy places the organism in Eukaryota, Evosea, Eumycetozoa, Acytosteliales, Acytosteliaceae. The transcript has 5 exons. Gene Ontology annotation, cellular component: membrane. The annotation marks the transcript as partial. The record is from RefSeq and is a predicted model, not a curated record.